Molecule: messenger RNA, 1794 nt
Organism: Procambarus clarkii (red swamp crayfish)
Lineage: Eukaryota; Metazoa; Arthropoda; Malacostraca; Decapoda; Cambaridae
Source: RefSeq, a predicted model, not a curated record
AUGCACCCAGAGGCGCACCCAGAGGCGCACCCAGAGGCGCACCCAGAGGGGGACCCAGACCCAGAGGAACGUGUCGGUCCCUCCAGGAGAAACAUCCGGCUCUCACUUGAGGCCCACACCAGGAGAAACAUCCGGCUCUCACUUGAGGCCCACACCAGGAGAAACAUCCGGCUCUCACUCGAGGCCCACACCAGGAGAAACAUCCGGCUCUCACUCGAGGCCCACACCAGGAGAAACAUCCGGCUCUCACUUGAGGCCCACACCAGGAGAAACAUCCGGCUCUCACUUGAGGCCCACACCAGGAGAAACAUCCGGUUCUCACUUGAGGCCCAUACCAGGAGAAACAUCCGGCUCUCACUCGAAGCCCACACCAGGAGAAACAUCCGGCUCUCACUUGAGGCCCACACACCAGGAGAAACAUCCGGCUCUCACUCGAGGCCCACACCAGGAGAAACAUCCGGUUCUCACUCGAGGCCCACACCAGGAGAAACAUCCGGCUCUCACCUGACCCCCACACCAGGAGAAACAUCCGGCUCUCACUCGAGGCCCACACCAGGAGAAACAUCCGGCUCUCACUCGAGGCCCACACCAGGAGAAACAUCCGGCUCUCACUCGAGGCCCACAUCAGGAGAAACAUCCGGCUCUCACUCGAGGCCCACACCAGGAGAAACAUCCGGCUCUCACUCGAGGCCCACACCAGGAGAAACAUCCGGCUCUCACUCGAGGCCCACACCAGGAGAAACAUCCGGCUCUCACUCGAGGCCCACACCAGGAGAAACAUCCGGCUCUCACUCGAGGCCCACACCAGGAGAAACAUCCGGCUCUCACUUGAGGCCCACACCAGGAAACACAUCCGGCUCUCACUCGAGGCCCACACCAGGAGAAACAUCCGGCUCUCACUUGAGGCCCACACCAGGAGAAACAUCCGGCUCUCACUCGAGGCCCACACCAGGAGAAACAUCCGGCUCUCACCUGACCCCCACACCAGGAGAAACAUCCGGCUCUCACUCGAGGCCCACACCAGGAGAAACAUCCGGCUCUCACUCGAGGCCCACACCAGGAGAAACAUCCGGCUCUCACUCGAGGCCCACACCAGGAGAAACAUCCGGCUCUCACUCGAGGCCCACACCAGGAGAAACAUCCGGCUCUCACUUGAGGCCCACACCAGGAGAAACAUCCGGCUCUCACUCGAGGCCCACACCAGGAGAAACAUCCGGCUCUCACUCGAGGCCCACACCAGGAGAAACAUCUGGCUCUCACUCGAGGCCCACACCAGGAGAAACAUCCGGCUCUCACCUGACCCCCACACCAGGAGAAACAUCCGGCUCUCACUCGAGGCCCACACCAGGAGAAACAUCCGGCUUUCACUCGAGGCCCACACCAGGAGAAACAUCCGGCUCUCACUUGACACCCACACCAGGAGAAACAUCCGGCUCUCACUUGAGACCCACACCAGGAGAAACAUCCGGCUCUCACUUGACGCCCUCAUCAGGAGAAACAUCCGGCUCUCACUUGAGACCCACACCAGGAGAAACAUCCGGCUCUCACUUGAGACGCACAUCAGGAGAAACAUCCGGCUCUCACUUGAGACCCACACCAGGAGAAACAUCCGGCUCUCACUUGAGACCCACACCAGGAGAAACAUCCGGCUCUCACUUGAGACCCACACCAGGAGAAACAUCCGGCUCUCACUUGAGACGCACAUCAGGAGAAACAUCCGGCUCUCACUUGAGACCCACACCAGGAGAAACAUCCGGCUCUCACUUGACCCCCACCACGCUACAUUCCUUAUAA